Molecule: messenger RNA, 882 nt
Organism: Eufriesea mexicana
Lineage: Eukaryota; Metazoa; Arthropoda; Insecta; Hymenoptera; Apidae
Product: ubiquitin domain-containing protein 1
Exons: 4
Coding region: 97-819 (240 amino acids)
Molecular function (GO): protein binding
Source: RefSeq, a predicted model, not a curated record
GUACCGAUUUGUAAUUUAGUGGAUAAGAUGGACGAAAAUGGCAUGUGAGGUGUUGUUAAAUUUCAGUGAAAUGUUUGGUUACACCAGCCACCUAGGAUGGGAGGCUGCAUAGGUAUAACAAGGGCAAGAGACGCCUCCGUUGAUAAUACUACAGGAAAUUCUACGCGAAUAAAUUCAGGAAAUUCAAGGAAGAACCAUCCAUUAUGCCAUGAGGCAAUUAGGUGGAAGUCAGAUGUACCUUUGACAGAAGGACAGCUAAGAAGUAAAAGAGAUGAAUUUUGGGAUACUGCACCUGCAUUUGAUGGACGUAAAGAGAUAUGGGAUGCAUUAAGAGCUGGAGCAACAGCAGCAGAAGCCCAGGAUUAUCAAUUAGCACAGGCUAUAUUAGAUGGAGCUAAUAUUUCUGUGCCAAAUGGCUUUCUUACAGAAUGUUAUGAUGAAUUGGGAACCAGAUAUCAAGUCCCUAUUUAUUGUUUAUCAUAUCCAAUUAAUAUUGUAAAAGAAGAUAGUGGAAGAGACUCCCCUGCUGACUGUUCAGAACCUAUUGAUAGUGGAGUUGAACAGACAUUGAAGUUAAGAUUAUCAACAACAUUAGGAGAAGUUAAAUUGCCUGUUUACAGUAAAGACACCAUUGCUACUGCAAAAAAGAAAUUACAGAGUCAGGAAGGUCUAGAACCUUCUCGUCAAAGGUGGUUUUUUGGUGGAAAGCUAUUAGGUGAUAAAAUGCAUAUAGAAGAAGCAAAGAUACAACCAGGUUAUGUAAUACAAGUAAUUGUAAAUCCAGAAAAAUUGGAUGACAGUCCUGUGAAAACAAGUUGAACUAAUGUUACACAAGAUAUAAGUCAUCAUAUUGAAUCAUCUUUUUCUGAUUUUUGAAACACA